Fibroporia radiculosa is the source of this 3024-nucleotide messenger RNA. RefSeq lists its product as uncharacterized. The record is from RefSeq and is a predicted model, not a curated record. The transcript has 9 exons. NCBI's taxonomy places the organism in Eukaryota, Fungi, Basidiomycota, Agaricomycetes, Polyporales, Fibroporiaceae. Bases 1 to 3024 code for a protein of 1007 amino acids.
AUGAUGCAACUACUCCUUCUUGCAUCCCUCGUACAGAGUGCUAUCGCUCCCGCAGUCGACGAUUUCACCCGCACAUCGCUAAUCCCUAGAGAUUUCACCGAUGUAGACCCAUCAUGCACGGAUAUCAGCAACUGCAGGACGUUAUGGAGUAUCAUAUAUAGCUGCCUAGCAACUAUAUUUACAUGCGUCUGGGUGGCCGUCCACAAGAAUAUCAGUCACCCGAAGCAGACACGGGUGGACGUUCUUCUGAAUAGUGUGUUCACUGUGACGUUGGCGGUGUUGGCGCCAGAGUGGAUGCUGGGGUGGGCUGUGCGGCAGCUUCUGGCAGCGCGGAUUCUUGCAAAGAAGCUUAACAUACUCGGAGAGAGGGCCAAAGGCGAAUGGAAGAGGGAAAGAUCGGAACUGUCUAUGCAAGAUGGAACAGACAUGGACAAUGAAAUCAUCCUGCGUUCGGGGGAAAGAUCGGAGCUACUCGUGCAGGAUGGAGCAGAUGUUGGUGAAACCACUCUGGAUCAAGAGGAGAAGGAGAGGCUUAAGAUGCUUCGGACAAGAGAGACGGAAGAGAGUCUAGGGAGGAGGGAUGAUGCAUGGUCAAUCACUCAUGGAUUCUUCGUAAUCAUGGGAGGCUUCCAGUUUUACAAAGAUGGUGAUGCGCUCUACCCAUUAUCCCCCGACGACGUCCUCGCGCUCGUCAAGGAAGGCUCUCUCAUCCCACCCACCAAGGACGAAAUUAAAUCCUGGAGUAAGGGAGACUGGUUUUCAAAAGGCAUAGCGAUUCUACAGACCCUCUGGUUUGUGAUCCAAUGCAUUGCGCGCCGAGCUGAGGGCUUGCCAAUUACGACACUCGAGGUCAUGACACUCGCGUACACGGUCUUUACCGUCGCCAUGUACGCCGUCUGGUGGCACAAGCCCCUUAACGUCAAAUAUCCUGUCCGCAUUCCAUCCCGCCUCGAUCCACAUCCUCAACCAGAGAAUAGGCCCGGGUAUUGGAUCACUAAGGACUGGUGGGAGAAAUUUGGGAGCUUCGUGCUGGGUACACAGGACAGAGGGAGGAAUCUGCGCCAAGAUAAGCACGUUCUGACCUUCUAUUCUGGAGUUUGGGAGAGCGGCAACGGAAAUAUGAGUGGAAUCCUCGCGCUCACCUUGGUGAUGCUCGUCACGAUGGUGUUCGGAGCCAUCGCUCCUCCAAUCGGCGAUUCCCCUUCCACAUCCCUAGUUUUCAGAGCUAUCACCAAUGUAGAUCCGUCAUGCACCGACAUCAGCAGCUGCAGGACGCUAUGGAGCAUCAUAUACAGCUGCCUUGCGACCAUAUUUGCAUGCGUCUGGGUGGCCAUCCACAAGAAUUUCAGUCAUCCGAAGCAGACGUCGGUCGAUGUUGUCCUGGAUAAAGUGUUUAUCGUGGCGCUGGCAGUGUUGGCGCCAGAGUGGAUCCUGGGGUGGGCUGUACGGCAGCUUCUGAUGGCACGGAAUCUUGCACAAAAGCUGAAUGAAUGUGCCAAAAGCAGACAGAAAGAGGAAAGGUUGAAACUGUCUAUGCGGGAUGGACCAGAUGACGAUGAAGUAAAGUUGCAUGCAGAGGAAAGAUCGGAGUUGCCUGUGCAGGACAGAGCAAACGACGAUGAAGCCACUCUACGUUCAGAGGAAAGAUCGGAGCUACUUGCGCAGGACGGAGCAGAUGACAAUAAAGCCAAGACGCAUCCAGGGGAGAAGGAGGAGAAACUCAAGAUCCUUUUGAUGAGAGAGACCGAAAAGUGUCUAGGGAGGACGGAUGAUGCAUGGACAGUCACCCAUGGAUUCUUCGUAAUUAUGGGGGGCUUCCGAUUCUAUAAAGAUGGCAAGCCACUCUAUCCAUUAUCCCCCGACGACGUCCUGGCACUCGUCAAGAAAGGCUCUCUCAUCCCACCUACCAAGGACGAAAUUAAAGGCUGGAGCAAGAGCGACUGGCUCUCAAAGGGCAUCGCGAUUCUGCAGACCCUCUGGUUUGUAAUCCAAUGCAUUGCGCGCCGAGUAGAGGGUUUGCCAAUCACGACGCUCGAGGUCAUGACGCUCGCGUAUACAGCCUUUACCGUCGCCAUGUACGCCGUCUGGUGGCACAAGCCCCUUGACGUUGAGUGCCCCGUCCGCAUUCCGUACUGCCUCGAUCCACAUCCUCAUUCGGAGGAUGAGCCCGGAGAGUGGACCACAGAAAUGUGGAUGGGGCGACUUGCGAUGUUCGUGACGGGCAUACAGGACGAUGAGAGGAAUAUGCGCCAAAUUAAGCAUGCUUUGACCUUUUAUUACGGAAUUUUGGAGAGUAGCGAUGAAGAGGGCUACAUGAUAGGUGGCGCGCUGUGCUUGGCAAUGGUGGUGACGAUGGUGUUCGGAGGUGUGCACUGUAUUGCGUGGUCGUAUGCGUUCCCGUCCCACCUGGAGAUGCUCAUCUGGCGGACGUCUGCGCUGGCUAUAACAGCGUUGCCUCCUAGUAUGGCGCUGCUUGUCGUCAUCGGGGCAUCCAUCGAUUCGAUCGAGGGGGGCUCGGUUCUAGUACAUAUCAUACGGACCUUAUUCGCGCUCGCGCCGCCGCGAAAUCUGGCGGUCCCGAUUGGAUUUGUGACGCGGGUUGCAACUAAGCAGGAGCAGCUCCACACGCAGACGUUGCCUGUGCAGGAGCCCAACCAAACGCGGAUGCAGGUUUUGACGACGCUGCAGAGCCGAAUGCAGACACGGGCUGUUGAGUGGACGAUCCAGACACGGACGUCGUCGCCCUGGUGGCACAGGUUGACUCUUGUAUCGAGUUUGAGGAUGGAUAGGAUGCUCUGGGUAGUGAGCGGAAGGCCGUACCUGGAGUCCGGAGAGGACUGGGACGGUGCCUUGCGUUCGCUCCCCCCCGUGGUGCGGGUGUGGGUGGCAGCUGCUACACCAGCCGAUGUUGGACAGGGGCCUGGUGGGUAUCCAGUUACUCUCCAAGUGGCGUUCAUGGCAGAUUGUGCAAGCCCCUCUACCGGGUCGAGUGUUACACGGUCUUUACCACCUCUCCAUGUGUAG